Molecule: messenger RNA, 965 nt
Organism: Chara braunii
Lineage: Eukaryota; Viridiplantae; Streptophyta; Charophyceae; Charales; Characeae
Source: the annotation of a GenBank genome assembly
AGAGUCUAAGUGGUGAGGUUUGAAACCGCUAAUCCGGUUGUGCACUAAUCACCAUGGUUGACACCCGUAGUGGAAAGAGCACUAGCCCCUAUACCCAGGCUCAACAGGAGCAGAUGACCGCCUUAGUAAAAGAGAAUAGAGAGAGGAAAGAGCUCCUAAAGCAAGCGAAAAUGAAAGCGAUCGCAAAGGAGCAGGCGGCGAAGAUGAAGAAACUGGAGGAGGAGAUGGAGGAGAAGAAAAAGGCUGCUGAGGAAGAAGCGGCAGCAGAGGAAGCAAAAGAAAGAAGACACAGGGAAGAGAAAGGGGAGAGUAGUGGCACGACGAAUGCGGAUGCAAAGAUGGAGAAAAAAACCAGUGAGUGGAUCGCUAAUUUAUCGUUGGGGGAAGACGAGGAGGCACAGUUGUAUGUGCCACAGGAUGAGAAGGAGGCGUUUGCCAGGGCACUUGCCACAAUUGAGGACCCCCUGGAAUGGCAAGAGGCAGAGGAAGAGAAGAAGUUGGAGUGGAAGCUGAGGAUGAAGAGGGAAAAGAAGAGGAGGAGGGAGGAAGUUAACCGGUUGACCGCAGAGGUGGGAAAGGUGAAAGCCUGUAGACAAGAGGUGCAGGCGCAGGCAGAUGUCUCUGUCAAAAUGGACAAGAUGUUGGGGUACCUGGAAGUAUUGAGUGAGGCCUGGCUGGAGGAUCGCCAGGCCAACUGGGGUCACGAUGUGGCCCUGAGUGCUAUGCGGUCAGGGUUUCGAGAGUUUGCGCGUGACAUGGUUACCCACGUUGGGGCCGAAGUCAGGCGGUUAAGGGAGAAUGUGGGGAAGUUAUGUGAAGGCGCCAUUGAGGGUGCCAAAGCAGUAACCACCAUUCAGAGCGAGGCCAGACCCCGCAAGGACCCCGUUAAAGUUGCUGUCGUGUGUCACAAGUCCGCAGUUUCCCUCUAGACGGUCCAUGAUCCCUCCGGACAUGGACGGAAGAUA